Molecule: messenger RNA, 1335 nt
Organism: Maudiozyma saulgeensis
Lineage: Eukaryota; Fungi; Ascomycota; Saccharomycetes; Saccharomycetales; Saccharomycetaceae
Source: the annotation of a GenBank genome assembly
AUGUCCCACGAAGGUGAAGAAGAUUUACUGGAAUACUCUGAUAACGAACAAGAGAUCCAAGUUGACGCUACCAAAGCCGGUGAAGCUGGCCAAACCGCAGAUGCUACUGCCACUGGUGAAGCCUCUACCGCUGCCACUGAUGGUGACAAGAAGGGUUCUUACGUCGGUAUCCAUUCUACUGGUUUCAAGGAUUUCCUUUUAAAACCAGAGUUGUCUAGAGCCAUCAUUGAUUGUGGUUUUGAACAUCCUUCUGAAGUUCAACAACACACUAUUCCACAAUCUAUCCAUGGUACUGAUGUUCUAUGUCAAGCUAAAUCUGGUUUAGGUAAGACUGCUGUUUUUGUCCUAUCCACUUUGCAACAAUUGGAUCCUGUUCCAGGUGAGGUUUCCGUUGUUGUUAUUUGUAAUGCUAGAGAAUUGGCUUACCAAAUUCGUAACGAAUAUUUGAGAUUUUCAAAGUAUAUGCCAGAUGUUAAGACUGCUGUCUUUUACGGUGGUACUCCAAUUGCUAAGGAUGCUGAAUUAUUGAAGAACAAGGAUACCGCUCCACAUAUUGUUGUCGCUACUCCAGGUCGUUUAAAGGCUCUUGUUAGAGAUAAGUUAAUUGAUUUAUCUCACGUUAAGAACUUCGUCAUUGAUGAAUGUGAUAAAGUCCUAGAAGAAUUGGACAUGAGAAAGGACGUUCAAGAUAUCUUUAGAGCUACCCCAAGAGACAAGCAAGUUAUGAUGUUCUCAGCAACUUUGUCCCAAGAGAUUAGACCAAUCUGUAGAAGAUUCUUACAAAACCCAUUGGAAAUCUUCGUUGAUGAUGAAGCUAAAUUAACUUUACAUGGUUUACAACAAUACUAUAUUAAAUUGGAAGAGCGUGAAAAGAACCGUAAAUUGGCACAAUUGUUAGAUGAUUUAGAAUUUAAUCAAGUUAUUAUCUUUGUCAAAUCUACCGCCAGAGCCAAUGAAUUGACAAAAUUACUAAAUGCUUCUAACUUCCCUGCUAUUACCGUGCACGGUCAUAUGAAACAAGAAGAACGUAUUGCUCGUUACAAGGCAUUCAAGGACUUUGAAAAGCGUAUUUGUGUUUCUACUGAUGUCUUUGGUAGAGGUAUUGAUAUUGAACGUAUUAAUCUUGCUAUCAAUUACGAUUUACCAAAUGAAGCAGAUCAAUACUUACAUCGUGUUGGGAGAGCCGGUAGAUUCGGUACCAAGGGUCUAGGUAUCUCCUUCGUUUCCACCAAGGAAGACGAAGAAGUUCUUGCUAAGAUCCAAGAGCGUUUUGACGUUAAGAUUGCCGAAUUCCCAGAAGAAGGUAUUGACCCAUCAACUUAUUUGAACAACUAA